AAUGAAAAGCACUGAGAGGUGGUGCUGUUUUCUCUGAACCAUCCAGUGCCAUCCUCGUCGGUGCAGUGGUACACGCGCUCUCCGCCGCCAUGACUGAGCAGAUGACUCUUCGUGGCAACCUCAAGGGCCACAACGGCUGGGUAACACAGAUUGCUACUACUCCUCAGUUCCCGGACAUGAUCCUAUCCGCCUCUCAAGACAAGACCAUCAUCAUGUGGAAACUGACCAGGGAUGAGACCAACUAUGGAAUUCCACAGCGUGCUCUGCGAGGUCACUCCCACUUUGUUAGUGAUGUGGUUAUCUCCUCAGAUGGCCAGUUUGCCCUCUCAGGCUCCUGGGAUGGAACCCUGCGCCUCUGGGAUCUCACAACGGGCACCACCACGACGUUUGUGGGCCAUACCAAGGAUGUGCUGAGUGUGGCGUUCUCCUCUGACAACCGGCAGAUUGUCUCUGGAUCUCGAGAUAAAACCAUCAAGCUAUGGAAUACCCUGGGUGUGUGCAAAUACACUGUCCAGGAUGACAGCCACUCAGAGUGGGUGUCUUGUGUCCGCUUCUCACCCAACAGCAGCAACCCUAUCAUUGUCUCCUGCGGCUGGGACAAGCUGGUCAAGGUAUGGAACCUGGCUAACUGCAAGCUGAAGACCAACCACAUUGGCCACACAGGCUAUCUGAACACAGUGACUGUCUCUCCAGAUGGAUCCCUCUGUGCUUCUGGAGGCAAGGAUGGCCAGGCCAUGUUAUGGGAUCUCAACGAAGGCAAGCACCUUUACACCCUAGAUGGUGGGGACAUCAUCAACACCCUAUGCUUCAGCCCUAACCGCUAUUGGCUCUGUGCUGCAACAGGCCCCAGCAUCAAGAUUUGGGAUUUAGAGGGGAAGAUCAUUGUAGACGAACUGAAGCAGGAAGUUAUCAGCACCAGCAGCAAGGCAGAACCACCCCAGUGCACCUCCCUGGCCUGGUCUGCUGAUGGCCAGACUCUGUUUGCUGGCUAUACAGACAACCUGGUGCGAGUGUGGCAGGUGACCAUUGGCACCCGCUAGAAGUUUGUGGCACAGCUUUACAAAUUAAAGGAAAAAACUGG
Molecule: messenger RNA, 1081 nt
Organism: Callithrix jacchus (white-tufted-ear marmoset)
Lineage: Eukaryota; Metazoa; Chordata; Mammalia; Primates; Cebidae
Source: RefSeq, a predicted model, not a curated record